Molecule: messenger RNA, 949 nt
Organism: Varanus komodoensis (Komodo dragon)
Lineage: Eukaryota; Metazoa; Chordata; Lepidosauria; Squamata; Varanidae
Product: olfactory receptor 1444-like
Exons: 1
Coding region: 17-949 (310 amino acids)
Biological process (GO): G protein-coupled receptor signaling pathway
Cellular component (GO): membrane
Molecular function (GO): G protein-coupled receptor activity; olfactory receptor activity
Source: RefSeq, a predicted model, not a curated record
UGGUGAAUAUCAUGAUAUGGAAAAUCAAACUUUAGUAACAGAGUUUAUACUUUUGGGACUCUCCAGUGAUCCACACCUGCAGGUUAUUCUCUUCUUGUUGUUUCUAAUAGUUUUUUUGGUUACUUUGUUAGGAAAUGGGACAAUAAUGCUGGUGGUCACGACUGAGCCUAACCUUAAGACACCCAUGUUCUUCUUUCUCAAACAUUUAGCCUUUGUUGAUAUAUUCUAUUCAUCUGUAACUGUUCCCAAAAUGUUGGAAAACCUCUUAAAAAAGCAGAAAACUAUUUCCUGGGAAGGAUGCAUCAUACAGAUCUUCUUCUUUUUCAAGGUUGCUUGUGCUGAGGUUUUCAUCCUUGCAGCAAUGGCAUAUGACAGAUAUGUUGCUAUAUGUGAUCCACUGCAUUAUACCACCACCAUGAAACAAGGGACUUGCAGACAGCUGGUGGGUGCAGCGUGGACAACUGGCUUUUUGUAUGCUAUGAUGAAUGCAGUGCCUUUGUUAAAUCUUCAGUUUUGUGGAAACAAUGCAAUCAGACACUAUAGCUGUGAUCUUCCUUCCCUUCUGGUGUUAUCAUGUACUCAGACCCUCACCAAUGACAUUGUUCUUCUUAUUUCUGCAUUCGUAUUGGGCUUAAGCUCAUUCCUUUUCACUUUGAUCUCUUAUAUUUACAUUAUUGCUGCCAUUCUGAAGAUUCGCUCAGCAGAAGGCAGACGCAAAGCCUUCUCUACCUGCAGUUCCCACCUCAUUGUGGUGGGCAUAUUUUACAUAGCAGCUUUUUUCCGGUAUAUGAAACCAAAUUCAGAAUCAUUCAUAGAUCUGGACAAAGUGGUGUCUAUCCAGUAUAGCAUCAUAACGCCCAUGUUAAACCCCAUUAUAUACAGCUUGAAAAACAAAGAUAUCAAAAGUGCUCUGGUCAAAAUGUUUGUAAAGAAUGUUUCUAUUAAAUAA